UACCUUCCGCCUAUUUUAAGUUGGUUUGUUUUUGGACAAACUCUUGUUAUUAUUACUCUAUAUGAUUUUCAAUCAGAGGCUUUAGUUAAUUCAUCCUUACUAUUAAAGUAUCAUCAUUGUUGUCCCUUAGAAGUCUCAGUGGUGUAGUUUGUCAAGGAUAUGGAAGUUUCUCAAAAAAACGUUGAUCCGCCAACCGGUGACAAUGUUCCGGUUACUAUCCAGACAGACAACAAUGGAUCGAAUGGCGAACAUGUAUCUGGUGAUGGAGAAAUUGUCCAUCCGAUAGAGGCAAAAGUGACAUCUUCCGAUCAAGAAGUGGUACCGGAGUCUCAGGAGGAAAAUGGACUGUUGUGUACAAUCAACCCAGAACUUAGUAGAAACAAAAAAAGAAAGAUGUAUUUGUCUUUUCUUUUUCAGUUAGCAAAAAUGCAAAAACAGAAGAGCUUUCCUGUGUACAUAUCUAAAAGAAACGAGGAACCUUUCACCGAGAAAGAUUUUCUCAAGGAGAAACUGAUUUUGAACAGAUUAGCAUUGAGUGCGUGCAAGGAUGGAAGUUGGGAAAAGUUCUUCCCUUGCACUCAAGAUGUUCUCGCUGUUGAUAAAGUCGUACUCGAAAAACCGACGAUGAUGAAACUGGUCUGCGCCAACGUUUCCACUGCGGAUUGGCUCAGACGGAUCAAACUGCCGCCGUGGCUCAAAGUCGUGAGCAAAAAGCGAUUCAAGGAGUUGGAGUUAUCACUUCUGAUCGAUGAGUAUGGUAAUGUUGACAAAUAACGGGAAUUGUGGCAGUUUUAUUUAUUCUACUAUAUGUCUGAUGGAAGAGUGAAAGUCGCAGGGGACUUUUCUCUUGGGAUGAUAAGGUGUACAACUUUGUUUGAAGCGAUAACAAUAUGGCUUUGUUUCUUUGAGCACCGAUUGGCAUUCAUUGGUGAAAACAAAUUCAGCUUCACCUCCCUGCACUUUGAAAACGCCGAGAUUCAACAUUUCAAGGAGCAGACUACGGUUCUCAUAAAGGAGCCUUCUUAUGCACUAAAAUUAACAAAAAUGAUCUCAUUAUCAAAGAAGACAUCUUUAUUAUUAUUUUUAAUUUUUACCUUCACAACAUCAUCCAAACAGUUUAAAACUGUUUCUUUACUGCAGUUGCAUUUUUCUGCGAUGUCACAAUAGUUGAUUACUGCAACUGGAACCUGUCUUGAAGCUUUACAUCAAGAAGAAAAAUUGUACAUCUAGUUCACUUACGGAUUUGUCAACGUAGUGUUUGAUCUGAUAGAUAUAAAAAUCAUCCUGGAGGGAUUUCGAGAGUACAAAUAUCGGCUUUGAAGUUGUCAAUUUUCUUUUUAUUCCUGUCUCCAGCGACCAUUGACUUAAUGUAAAUGUACCAAGUUGUUUUAUUAUAACACUCUGUAAUAUAUGAACCAAUUUAUUUUA
Messenger RNA from Cimex lectularius (bed bug), 1428 nucleotides. RefSeq lists its product as uncharacterized. The coding region runs from base 160 to 774 and encodes 204 amino acids. The record is from RefSeq and is a predicted model, not a curated record. The transcript has 3 exons. Lineage: Eukaryota; Metazoa; Arthropoda; Insecta; Hemiptera; Cimicidae.